AUUUUGGGCGGCUUGCUUGGCAGUCGGAUGUUCCCACAGCAAAUGCCGCUGACUUGAUCUUUCUUUGGGUCGGCUUUGGCGAGGCGCCACCUUCUCCCAGGCCCGGAUCCCGUCUCAAGCGCCAUUGCCGCAAUUCUCGCGCAGCUUGGGGAGGAUCAAUCUCCCAUACACACGUGUCUGACCGUUCCAAAACCUGCGAGGUCACGGAGUCGAGUGGAAAGACGUUUAAUGUUCACGGUCUCAAGUCUUCUAUUCCGAUGCUGUUCGGCGGCCAGGCGUUCCCUG
Mycena citricolor is the source of this 285-nucleotide messenger RNA. The record is from the annotation of a GenBank genome assembly. Lineage: Eukaryota; Fungi; Basidiomycota; Agaricomycetes; Agaricales; Mycenaceae.